CAUACUCUAUCUACAGCGUACUCAUAGAAGCAACUUGUAGAGGUAGCUCUCUUUCCUUCAGUCAACGGCUUGUGCAGCUGGCCAGCGCUUCACACAGCUUUCUUCUCUGCUGUUCGAUUUUCCCCUUCUCUCCCUCUUGACAACUCUCGACGAAGCAAUGUCUCUCUACCGAAACGGGGUCUGGUUCCUGAAAGGAAUGAAAGAAUACACGAAGGGUGGAUAUGAGAAGGCCAGCCAACAUUUCCAGGCUCCUGAUCUUGAUAUCAAUUUGAAGGGACGCAGUUUUAUGGUCACUGGUGGCAGUAGUGGUGUAGGCAAAUCUAUUGUUGAGGACCUGGCUAAAAGAGGUGCUGUUGUCCACCUGUUAUGUCGAAAUACAGAGAGAGCUGAGACAAUUAAAGAUCAAAUUAAACAGACCACAGGAAAUGAGGACAUCACCAUACAUGCAUUAGAUCUAUCUAAACCAGCUGAUGUUUAUAAAUGGGCCAAGAACUUUGCUGAAUCUGAUCACAAGCUGGAUGUUCUGAUCAAUAAUGCUGGUGCUAUGUUAAAUGUGAAAACUGUAACACUGGAUGGAUUGGAUGCUGGCUUUGCUGCUAAUACCCUUGCUCCACAUAUAUUGACAACACAACUAAUUUCUAAAUUAUCCCAGAGUGAUGACGCCCGAGUAAUUAUGGUCAGUUCUGGUGGUAUGUUGGUCCAAAAGUUAAAUGUCACUGACCUCCAAAAUGACAACAGUCCAUAUGAUGGUACCAUGGCUUAUGCACACAAUAAGAGGCAGCAGGUGAUAAUGUCUGAACAAUAUGCAAGGAAAUACCCUAACAUCUACUUCUGCUCCAUGCACCCUGGGUGGGCUGAUACACCUGGAGUUGAAACUGCCAUGCCAGGCUUCUAUUCCAAAAUGAAAGAUCGCCUCCGUACACCUCAACAAGGGGCUGACACUGCGUUGUGGCUUGCAAUUGCUUCAGCUCCAAAGAGUUUUGUUAGUGGACAAUUUUUUCAAGAUCGCAAUCCAACUUCAACACACCUACCCUUGGCCAAGACUAAAUGUACUCCAGAGGAAGAGGUUCUUUUCAUGAACAAACUUGAUGACCUAGUAACUAAAUUUAGCAAGAAUUCCAGUGGUGAUACACUGCCAGGCCCUGGCACAACAGAAGAUGGUGAAUAUGCUUCAUCCAGCUCAUCAUCAACCCCUAAAUACAGCCCAUAGAUCAACAAUGACAUCAUGAACACACCUCAUAUAUCUCGUCACCUCAACAAUGAAGAUCAUGAUGACAACAACAACAAUAAUAAUAUUAUUAAUAUGACAGUGAUGAUGACGGGAAUAAUGGAAGCGAUAAUUACAAGUACAAUGAUGAUAAUGAGGAGGAGGAGGAGGAGGAUGACAAUGACAUUGACAAUGACGACGGUCAUGUUGACAAGAAUUAAAAUGAUAAUGACAAUGACAAAAACAAUAACAGUGAUGAUGAUAAUAAAGAUAAUGUUGACAACAAUGAUUAUGAUGAUGACAGUGGUGAUGAUGAUGGUUAUAAUGAUAAUUAUUUCUUAUGUAGCAGGCAUGAAAUCUACAUAUAAAUGGUACAGUGAAACAAAAAUGAGAUUGUGUGAUGUUCAAACUUUUCCUGAGAACAUUAGUGAUAUAAACAAAAUGAAACAGUGAGAUAACUCCAACCAAGAACUGAACUUUGAUUGCAAACAUAUCUGUAUGAUAGGGAAGAAUAGUAAUGAUUUGUAACAUUAGAAUAAAGAUUACUCUCAUAAUCAUAUUAGUAAUAA
Octopus bimaculoides (California two-spot octopus) is the source of this 1776-nucleotide messenger RNA. Its product is annotated as dehydrogenase/reductase SDR family member 12. Lineage: Eukaryota; Metazoa; Mollusca; Cephalopoda; Octopoda; Octopodidae. The record is from RefSeq and is a predicted model, not a curated record.